AUGAGCUCGUUUUUAAUAGAAACUCUUUUGCUGAGCUGUCCGGAUCACGAGUCCGUGUUCAAAGCUCUAUCGUGGGAGAGUGAGUCGUGGCCGCAGACCGGGCGAGUGGAGGCGCUUACAGCUUUCAUUGAGGGACUCCAGUCGCUCUCUGGAAGCUCUCAUGUGAAGCCCACACACCACAGCUUUGCAGUUAAUGUAGAACGCAUCAUUUGGUCUCAGUGUGUGCCUUUACUCUCCAAAUUGUCCAGUGAAGUCGGCGAGGAUGUCCAAAGCAAGGGCAGUGUGACAGUGGUGUGUAAACUUCUAAAAGCAUGCGUCCCUCUGUGUGAUGCCGCUUCUACGGCUAAAGUGACCGAGUACGUGCUGCCUUUUCUGUCAGAUGAAGACGUCACACCUGGACGGCUCAGUGUUGAGGUUUCCAAAGUGGCCGUGCGUGUGCUGUGCACGCUCCUUCACUGCGGCAGCGGCGUCUGCACAGACGACAAAAUGCACAAGUUAAUCCUGGAUGAUCUGUGUCUUUGGCACCGCAAUGAGCCCACACUUGCGGUAACUGCGCGGGCUGUAAUGUGUCUGGCCGCUUUGUCUGACCACAUGCUGACCCCAAACACUCUGACCUCGGACCCACCCCUGCCCAUUCAGUUCUGGAAGAUGAUCCAGGAUGGAUUGAUGCACAAAGACAGCUUGGCACGCAAGAGGGCGCUGUACCUGUUGAAAAGAUGUGUCGCACUGUCCCAAGACAGAAGUUUUGGAUUUCAGUCUGCAAAAGAAGGAGAGGCCUUGUUUAUGUGGGACUGUAAAAAUAAAGUAUGGAAAGAGUUCUGGGAGGAUUAUGUGCUGGUGAUGGAGACUCUGGAAGAAAACCAGAUUCACAUAAUUUGUCCAGUUUUAAACCGAAUAGACACAUUGAUACAAAUCGUCAACAAUUCUGAAGGAAGUGGCGUCUUGCACCCAUCAUGGUUACUCUGCGUUUACCAGCGCAUUUUCCACAGUGAAAACAAGGCUCUCAUGAAGGAGGGAGUCUGUCAUUUGCUCCAACUGCAGGUUCUUCAGGAGCCAAAGUUCACCGUGGCCUUUUCACAGUUCAUCAUAGGACCUUUUUUGGAUGUUUUAUCAGAAACCUCACUCUUUCAAAGAGCUGCUGGACAGAAUGUAGGCGAAUGUCCAGAGCUCGGGAGCAAACUUAAAGUAUUCAUGGCCAACUUUUUUACAAACUUGCCCCCAGAACAAAAGGCCUCUCAGUUGCUGAAGCUGAUUCAGCAUCUCUCCUCAAAGCAGUGGUGUUCUGUACCGGUCCUCUUCAUUUCCCUGGCCUUGUCGAGUCUCUCUCAAAGCCCGCUGCUGGACGUUAAUGGGCUUGUUGCUCUGAGAGAGGUUUUGCGAUCCACGAUGAUCACUCAUCAGGUUUUGCUUAGAGGAGCUGCGCAGUGUUUCUUGCUGAACAGCGCCCUCUGCCUUACAGAUGUGAGCGCUGUGUCACUUGAUGAUAUGUUUGGCUUCCUGAUGUAUUUCCGCUCUGAUGAGUCUCUCUGUCGUGGGACAAAGCUUUGGCAGCAGGUGUUUAUUUGGCUGAUGAAAAAUGAACACAAUUUCAAAAAGGAUGAAGGAAAUCAGAGUAUUAAGCUUUACGUUCAAAAUGAGAUUUACAACUACUUCAAAGUCCCUGCCAGCACAGGUCAAAGGGAGAGGUUACCUGAUGUCAGUGAAGCGGUGAAACUGGCCAGGGCAAUAUUGCUGUGUGCAGACAUCGAAAUGUGCCAACCGUCUGGAGAUGUGAACAGCACUUUGGAGUCUUUACUGUCGCCGCUGUGGGACACUCUGAGCCGCAUUAGCACCAGUAUCUACCUGCCUUUAAGGAAGAGUGACAAGAGCCUACAGCUCCUGCUCCAGUUACUGCUGCAGGGACCAAUAACUCAAGACACUAACGAGGAUAAUGUCUUGGUUGUUUUGAAGAACAACAUAUUUAGCAUAUUGGAUCCAACAUUAGAAUUCAUUGUGAGGCAGCUGUGUGGACAACUGCAGGAGCUGUUUGACAUCGAGCGGGCUGAUAUGUACACAUCUGUCCUGAAGCAGCUGGUUGUCGUUUGCCGAUCUGUUCCACAGCAUCACAGCAAAAUUCAACAGACUUAUUUCACUAAGCUCAUCAGUUUUAACCUAAAAGUCUUGACAGAACCAAAUCAGCAGAAGCCAUCAGUGUCAGCGCAGGUGUCUAGAGUUGUUGCGAUGGCUUCUCUGGUUCUGAUUUGCAGUCUAGUUGAGCAGAACGUGAUUGACAUUCAAUCAGUGUCGGACCUGAACAAGCUGAAUGAGUAUUUCUACGACCCAAUAUUAUUAUCCCCAUCUUCUGUCGGGCGCUUCAACGAGACCCUGAUGAAGCCAGCCGCACUCGACAGUCUAAAUGGUGCAAAGGGAUACAGUCCCAUGCGGCAGGACUGGGGACGUGUCGUUGCCCACUAUGUUAGAGACCAGUGGGUUUGCCUAAGUAUCCUCUCCAAGACUUCUGAAAAUUCUCGAUCCACUGAAAUUCUGAGGUCAUCCGUGUCCUCCGCCAUUGAAGGCCUAUCUCUUCUACCUAACAAUCUAGUGCUGCCCAUUUUUGCUUUUCUGGAGACUGCACUUCCUCAAUUAGUCCAAGAUGAGGAGUCUCUCUGUGCAGAUGCCGUUACUGUGUCCUGGGACCUUGUUCAGGGCUUGAGCUCAAAUCCCCUUGACUUCUGGCCAUCGCUAAAGGCUUUUGUCUCAAUGGCUUUUCAUUGUAAACUCCUCAUGCUGACUGAGGCACAGGCAGAAAUCCUCUCAACAACUAUGAAGAGGAUAGCAGCUGAUCUGAUGGAGCUAUCGCAGUCAAAGAGUGGCGUCUUUGGACCAUUGAUCCAACACUGUUGUCAGUUAUGGCUGGAUGACUCCAUCUUUUCAAGUGUGUUCUACCAUAUUGGAAUUCUCAUUGAAGCGUGCGUCCAUGGACCAGUGUUUAGAAGAGAUCAACGGCUAAUUCAGGAUGUCCAGAGCUAUGUUGAGCAACUUGGUGAAGAGUGUGCUGCUAAUGUGCUUUGUGGGGACAACAGAGAUGAUCAGAUGCCCCGCACAUGUGCCCUCUCUUUCCUUAGCCGACUAGACCCUUUAAAUCCACAACAUCAACAACUGAUUCAAUGUUUAGUCAAAGAUCUCUUGAAAAAGGAUAACAGCAUAUCAUCUUCUAAAGUGCGGUACUACAACAACUCAAUGCAACACAGAGUUAAAAAUAGGAUCUGGCAAACUCUACUGGUGCUGCUUCCUAAACUUAGUAAAGAUUUUGUCUCUUCCAUGUUGAGCAGUGUGUAUCAGGCUGGAUUCUGCAGUAAUCAGGCCUCUGUGAAAUACCUGAUUGAAUGGUUGAUGAUUUUGAUCUUAGUUCAACAGCCUGAUCACAUUAACAGCUUUUGGGAGUGCUUUAAUGUGGACCAUGAGAAAACCAAGGUCAGCAUCUGCACUUUCCUUUCAGUUUUGGUUCAUUUUAAUGUGAUCCUUCCAAACAUGAGAGACCAGGGGGCACAGUUGCGUACAGCCUUGAAUAUCAUUCUUCAGUGCUGUUUUAAUCAUAACUUCAGUGUGCGACUCUACGCUUUGUUGGCUCUUAAAAGAGUUUGGAGUUUAGCAGAGGAAAAAUCGCUGAAUGAAGAAGAGGGUGUUCACCCUCUGUCCUCUGUGAUUACGGCUUGUCUGGACCAGGCCGAAGCCAUGCAGAGUACUGGAAAUGCAAACAAAAACUGGAUUAAAAUUCAGGAACACUUCUUCUUUGGAGCAUUUCAUCCUCUCAGAGAUUACAGCCUUGAGACAAUCUUGUAUACGUUCCCGAGCCUCUCAGACGUAGCUGAUGACGAGUGGAUUCCUCCCUGGAAGUUUGAGAAGAUGCCAUGUUUUUCUCACUGUCAGACUUGUCCUUUGAUGAAUCCUGCCUCUGAUCUGAGAGAGCUGCAUCAUGGAGACUGGAUCCAACAAGACAAAAGUGAGCAGGACAAAGAAGAACGUUGGGCUGAAGUGCAGAAGAAAAUUACUCCAUGGAAACUUGACAUUCAGGAGCAAGAUCCAGAGCUGCAGAUUAUACCCCAGCAGAGAGCCGCUCGGAGGGGGAAAACCAAUGGGGCUCUCAUAGUGGUGGCUUCACUCAUUGACAAACCGACUAAUUUAGGAGGUCUUUGCAGAACUUGUGAGAUCUUUGGAGCGAGUGCGUUGGUUCUUGACACUCUUCGCCACGUCGAUGACAAACAGUUUCAGUCACUGAGUGUCACGUCUGAGAAGUGGCUGCCUUUGUUAGAGGUGAAACCAGUGGAGCUUACAGAGUUUUUGCAGUUGAAGAAGAGUGAAGGAUACUGUAUUGUUGGUGUAGAACAAACUGCCAAUAGCCACAGCCUCGAGAGCUACACUUUCCCCGAAAAGACUCUGCUACUUCUGGGUAAUGAACGAGAGGGUAUUCCUGCAAAUCUGCUCCAAAUGUUGGAUGUUUGCGUCGAGAUCCCUCAACAAGGAGUCAUCCGGUCCCUCAAUGUUCAUGUCAGUGCCGCACUGCUCAUCUGGGAAUACACCCGGCAACAUCUCAUCCUUCGAGCUGGAGAAACCAGCUCCAAAGAGAAGUGCCAUCAGCCUUAA
Molecule: messenger RNA, 4623 nt
Organism: Knipowitschia caucasica
Lineage: Eukaryota; Metazoa; Chordata; Actinopteri; Gobiiformes; Gobiidae
Source: the annotation of a GenBank genome assembly